AUGGCCGCCAGCGGGCGGAGCUCAAAGCCCGGCGGACCGCGGUCCGACUCUUCUGCCUGGAACUCGCUCAACACUGUGCUGCUGCUUGGCGCAGUGCUGCUGCUGCUUCGCCAGCAGUGGCAGUCGGCAGAGAAGGCGGGCACACGGGUCACGCUCCCUCCGCGCGUCGGGCUCUGGCCGCCCCCGCCCGAGUACGUGGCAGACGGCGGCGGCGGCGGCACGGCGGCGGCAGAGGCGGCGAGCGCGGCGGCGGCGGUGGCGGCGGCGCGCUCCGAGGCGGAGCGGGAGCGGCAGGCGGCGGCCAAGCUCGGGGCGGAGCUGGCUCGCCUCCGGGCGGCCUCACGCACAGCAGCUGGCGGCGGCGGCUCGGCGGCGGCGCGUGGCGGCGGCGACCCGGCGAGGCUCGAGUGCCUGGCCGAGAAGCUGCUCGACGGGCGGGGCGUGAGGCUGGGCAUCCUCGGCGGCUCCGUCUCCUUCGGCACCACCUUCACCACCUCAAAGCACCUCCCGCCCAAGCCCGACCUGGUCGUGGUGGAGUACGCCGUCAACUUCGACACCACCGUCGACGAGGCGCCCACCUCCGCCUCUCCCCUCCCCCCCCCCCCUCACCCCUCUCCCCACCAGCUCCUGCCGGCCAGCUCCUCACGCCCUGCGCAGGACGCUGCGUCCUUCGAGCGGCUCCUCCGGCAGCUGCUCAAGCUGCCCGGCGCACCCGCGGUGCUGCUGCUCAACACGCUCGAGCUGAUGGUCCACCCCGCCAGCUGGGGGGCAAACGUGCAGCGCAUCUUCUUCUCGGGCUGCGACGGGUACGGCUGCCUCAAGGCGCCCCCUUGGGCAGACUCGAACGACCUCGCCUUCCCGUACGAGGCCAAGGCGGAGGACGCCAUCGUGCGGCUCGCCGGCUACUACGGCAGCGCCACCGCGCCAAGCUACGCAGGCGGCGCGCGGGGCCGCGUGCCCUCCGUCUCGCUGCGCGGCGCCCUCUACAGCGAGCUCAAGUCGAACUCGACCCGCUGGCCGCUCAAGCAGCUCUUCCACGACCGGCACCACCCCGCGGCGUGGGGGCGCUCCUCCUCCCCCCCGCGGCGCACUUGGCACUCCCUCAUGGCGCAGCUCGUCAUCGACCGGAUCCGAGCCGCGCUCGACGCCGUCGCCGCCCGCCGCAGCGCCGGGUCGCGGCCGCAGAGCGCGUGCGCCGCCGUGUCCGCCGAGGCUGCUGCUGGCACGCCGGGCCCGAGCGGCUACCCGCUGCUGGCGCCGCUGCUGUCGCCGAGCGCGCCGGUCGGGCUCUGCCUCAAGGGCGACGAGCUCACGCGCGCGAUGCUCAACUCGUCGACCUUUGCGUACCGCGUCGAGGGCACCGACGCGAAGAUGAAGCCGGGCAUCAUCGGCACCGCGCCGGGCGAGCACGCCGAGUUCUGCAUCGACGUCGACCGGCUGGGCAGGGGGGAGCGCUUCACGGUCCUGCUCGGCCACCUCGUCUCGUACGAGCACAUGGGCAUCGCCCGCGUCACUUGCGAAGGCGCGACGCCUCCUCACCACCUCGCCGGCGAGGCGAGAGGCGAGUGCUCAUGCCCGGCCGAGGAGGUUGACGCCUUCGUCAAGGGCGGCCAGUUCUCCGUCUUCAAGGCGAAGGUGCUCGAGCUCGCGCGCGCCAGGGCGCCCGCCGCGAAGCCGCCGCCGCGUGCGGGCUGCGGCUGCCAGCUCCGGCUCGAGAUCCUGCCAAAGUCGGGCUCGGGCGAGUUCAAGUUCAAGGAGCCCCCUCUCAAGGGGGGCGAGGGGCCCGCUGGCUGA
This is a messenger RNA of Emiliania huxleyi CCMP1516, 1794 nucleotides long. RefSeq lists its product as hypothetical. The transcript is spliced from 11 exons. The record is from RefSeq and is a predicted model, not a curated record. NCBI's taxonomy places the organism in Eukaryota, Haptophyta, Isochrysidales, Noelaerhabdaceae. The coding region runs from base 1 to 1794 and encodes 597 amino acids.